Molecule: messenger RNA, 2343 nt
Organism: Megalops cyprinoides (Indo-Pacific tarpon)
Lineage: Eukaryota; Metazoa; Chordata; Actinopteri; Elopiformes; Megalopidae
Product: B-cell receptor CD22-like
Exons: 14
Coding region: 1-2343 (780 amino acids)
Biological process (GO): cell-cell adhesion
Cellular component (GO): membrane
Source: RefSeq, a predicted model, not a curated record
AUGACUGACGACGAUGAUGAUGACGAAGACGACGAUGCUUUACAGGCGAGUGUGAAUCCUGGCACAGUGACAGAGGGACAGAGGGUGACACUGACCUGCAGCACCAGCUGCCCUCUGAGUGGCAGUCCAGCCUUCAUCUGGUACAGGAACGGACAUCCUCUACCCAACAGCACCCAGAACGUCCAGUUCUCAGCCAGCAGUGAAGAUGCAGGCAGCUACUCCUGUGCUGUAAGAGGCUAUAAGGAUCUCAGUUCUUCUGCAGUGGCUCUCAGUGUCAGAUAUGCGCCAAAGAACACCUCAGUGUCCAUCAGCCCCUCUGGUGAAAUAAUGGAGGGCAGUUCAGUGACUCUGACCUGCAGCAGCAAUGCCAACCCACCAGUGCAGAGCUACACCUGGUUCAAGAAUGAUACAGCUGUAAGCACAGGAUCAGGACAGAGUUACUCCAUCACUAACAUCAGCUCUGAGGACAGUGGGCAGUACCACUGUGAGGCAAUGAAUCAGAUCAGCAGCAGCAGAUCUCCCCCCUUAAAUGUGAAUGUGCAAUAUUCUCCCAAAAACACCUACGUGUCUAUCAGUCCCUCUGGUGAAAUAGUGGAGGGCAGUUCAGUGACUUUGACCUGCAGCAGCAAUGCCAACCCACCAGUGCAGAACUACACCUGGUUUAAGGAUAACAGAGUUAUAGCCUCAGUGAGAGGAUCAGGGCGGAGUUACUCCAUCACUAACAUCAGCUCUGAGGACAGUGGACAGUACUACUGUGAGGCAAAGAACAAGCAUGGAGCUCAGAACUCACCUGCUGUACCCAUAGAUGUUCAGUAUGGACCUCAAAGCACCUCAGUGUCAGUCAGUCCCUCUGGUGAAAUAGUGGAGGGCAGUUCAGUGACUCUGACCUGCAGCAGCAAUGCCAACCCACCAGUGCAGAGCUACACCUGGUUUAAGCAUAAUACAGGUGUAACCUCAGUGAGAGGAUCAGGGCAGAAUUACACCAUCAGUAAUUUGAGAUCUGAGGACAGUGGACAGUACUACUGUGAGGACAAUACAUGUUCCACACAUGCCAAUGUCUCUGAGGCGACCAGUGCCCAGGCAGUUACGCAGAGGAGGCCCUCAGAACAAGACGAGGCUCAGUAUGAGAAUGUUCAGCCACCCCGCUCCAACGACCAGCAAGAGAUCCUGUACACCACUCUUAAGCUGCCUCCCUCCCAAAACCAGCAAGCGGUCCGACACGGCAACAUUCAGAGACAAUCUGGCAACCAGCAGGAGAUCCUGUACGCCACUGUUAAAGUGCCUCCCUCCCACAAUCAGGAAGAGGUUCAGUACGCCUGCAUACAAUUCCCCCUGUCCAGCGCCGCCACCAGGUCAUCAGCUGUUUUCUACAGUGCGAGACUACUGAGAGCAGAGAUCUUCUCUACUUGGAUUGAUGCAGUAAUGCUUGUUAAAACAAUAUGCACCAUAGUUGUGGUCCUCCAUCUCUCAGUGCAAGGUGCUCUGGCUGAGGGGGGCUGGGAUGUGACUUACACCAGUGAGAACAUCUGUGCCUUGAAGGGGACUUCAGUGGAAAUGGCCUGCACGUACACAUAUCCCAGCAGUUAUACAAUAAAUACAACAUUCUGGUGCAAAGAUUGUACACAGUGGAUAGGAGAGAAUCCUGUAGACCUGGCCAGCACUCCUGAAUACAAAGGCCGUGUAGAGUACCUGGGAGAUAUGAAACAGAACUCCACCCUCAGACUGAAAAAUCUGACAGCGAGUGAUUCAGGAGGAUAUUACUUCAGGUUUAUAACAAAUACACAGGGUGGUAAAUGGCUGGGUGCAGGCGGAUCCCAAAUAUCAGUCACAGCUUUACAGGCCAGUGUGAAUCCUGACACAGUGACAGAGGGAAAGAGGGUGAAACUGAACUGCAGCACCACCUGCACUCUGAGUGGCAGCCCAGCCUUCAUCUGGAACAGGAACGGACAUCCGCUAUCCUUCACCAACCAGAGCCUCACGUUCUCAGCCAGCAGUGAAGAUGCAGGCAGCUACUCCUGUGCUGUAAGAGGCUAUGAGCAUCUCUCUUCCUCUGCAGUGACUCUCAGUGUGACAUAUGCUCCCAAGAACACCUCAGCGUCAGUCAGUCCCUCUGGUGAAAUAGUGGAGGGCAGUUCAGUGACUCUGACCUGCAGCAGCAAUGCCAACCCACCAGUGCACAACUACACCUGGUUUAAGAAGAAUGAAACUGGAGUCUGGCAGACUGGAUCACACCUUUUAUCACAGACUGCGCUCUCUGACUCGAACCAGGAGAAGCCUCUACUGAGGCAGGAGGAAAGCGCGGCAGGGCAGCUGUACCGAUUCGCGCUGGUGGCGUGUGACUGA